AUAAGGUAUUAAUUAGUUUGGCAAAGAAGCUUUUUAAUAGAAAAUGAAAAAAUUAUAUUUUUUUCUCCCUAGGCUCUGCGGCUAGGGUUUUCUCCCCAAUCUCAGACGGGGCUGUCCACAGUUUUUUUUCCAAUCUUCUUCUCAAUCCUUUCUUCUAAACUGAGUGGAUCUAUCAUCUAUGGAGAGAAUUCAACGGGAAAUGGCUUCAAUUGCCUUGUAUGAGGAGGAGAAUGAUGUUUUGUCCUUCUUAUCCGAAGGGGGUACUACCGACCUAGAAGAUGAAUCUCGGACAUGGACCUUAGCAGGACGUCUCUUACCGGAGAAACCAGUGAAGUUUGAAGUUUUUCAGAGGGUAAUGGCGGCGGCUUGGAAACCUGCGAUGGGGGUCCAAAUCGAACAGGGAGGCGAGGGAGUUUUCCUUUUUCAUUUCUUCCAUGAAAAAGAUAUUGAGCGGAUAAUCGAGGAAGGGCCGUGGUCUUUCGACAAUUGUACGCUGGUCUGCAAACGAGUGGAAGCAGGGGAGAAUAUUCUGGCAAAGGAUCUGAACUUAGUGGAGAUGUGGGUACAGGUACAUGACCUCCCGCUUGGAUACACUUCUCUGGCUAUUUUGGAAAUGGUGGGUAAGUCCUUGGGCAGUUUUAUUAAACUGGAUUCUGCUAAUGUGAACCGAGCUUUCAAGGGUUUUUACGGGAUAAGGGUUGCUCUUAAUGUUUUUAAACCUUUGAAACGAAGACUGAAACUAAUAAAAUGAGAUGGGACGCCUACUUGGGUGAACUUUAAGUAUGAGCGCCUGAACAUGUUUUGCUAUUUUUGUUGGGUCAUGGGACACCUUGCUAAGCAUUGUAGAGAAGCUAUACUCUCUCCGAUGAAGCCAGAGCAUUAUCCAUUUGACGAUUCUUUGAAAGCGGGGAGUAGAAAGAAAGAUGCUGAGUAUGGGACACAAUGGUUACGAUGUGGUCCUCCAUCCAAGGAAGAAAGGGAGAGCAACAAAGGGGUGGUGAAGAUGGCAAACACUGACUUAGAGGAAGAGGGGAUUGGCCUUAUUACAAAACGUAAAAGGGGAGAGAACUCUACAGCGUACUCAGGAGAUGAUGUCAUGGUGCUUUCGGAUAGUUCAAAAAACGUGGUGAGGGCAGGUCCUGGACUCCAGGCCUGCCCAGAGCAAUGAGUACCCUGAGUUGGAACUGCCGUGGGUUGGGCAACCGACGGACAGUUCGUGAAUUAACGGAGGUUAUCUCCGCAAAAAAGCCCGAUUUUGUUUUUUUGAUGGAAACCAAAGGUGACCGGAGGUGUGCUGAGGAGCUGCGUGUGAAGGUGGGUUUUGAGGGAGUUUUUGUUGUAGAUAGCAUUGGACGAAGUGGGGGAUUAGCUUUCUUUUGGAGAAAGAACUCUACAGCUCGUUUGCUCAGUUAUUCGCGAUACCAUGUUGAUAUUGUUGUGUCAAUUAGAGACUUCCCCCCUUGGCGACUUACGGGAUUCUACGGGAAUCCAAGAAGAGAUCAGAGAUAGGCUUCAUGGGAGUUAUUAAGAUCUUUGCAGCAGAAAUCUGAUCUUCCAUGGAUUGUUGUGGGUGAUUUUAAUGAUUUAUCCUUAGCAUCAGAAAAACGUGGGGGGAACCCCCACCCCCCAUCAUUGCUGGAGGGUUUCAACUCAGCUUUGUCGGAUUGUGGUUUGUCUGAUCUUGGGAUGAAGGGCUACCCAUUUACUUGGGAACGUGGAAGGGGAUCCGACUCUUGGAUUGAGGAACGUUUGGAUAGAAUGGUUGCCACAAGUGCAUGGCGUCAACUUUUCGGUCAGGCUAUAGUGUUCAACAUUCUCCUACGGCAGUCAGAUCAUUCGGCUAUUUUCCUCUCAAUCCACAAGCCUCAUAAGGUUGCUCGUUCUUAUCGCUUCCGUUUUGAGAAUGCAUGGCUCAGAGAUGCAGGUUGUAAGGAAGUUAUUUCGGCUGCAUGGAGGGAGACAAUGGGGAUGGAUUUACCUCAGAAAUUGGAAAGAUGUGGUAGUAAGCUGAUGACUUGGGGGGGAGAACACUUCCAUAGGUUUGGUAAGAAAAUAAAAAGUUUAAAGGCGGAGGUGAAUAAAUUUCGUGAUAAAAGAGAUACAGAGGGCCUCCGAAAGUUCAGGGAGGCAGACGCUAAACUCCAUCUAUUGCUUGAACAGGAGGAUGUUUACUGGCGUCAACGGGCCAAACAACAUUGGCUUCGCUCUGCGGAUGCGAAUACACGUUUCUUUCAUCAGUAUGCCUCACACAGGAGGAAGAAAAAUUUGGUUGAAAAGCUAAAGGGUAUGGACGGAACUUGGUGUACUGGAGAGGACUUGGCUAGAGAAAUCCAUGGCUACUAUAAUAACAUCUUCUGUUCAGAGGGUAGUGGUAAUUCCAACUUUUUUACUACUAUUCCACAGAAGAUUUCUAACGCCCUCAAUUUGACUCUUCUGAGUCCUUUUACAGAACAGGAGACGAUAGCCUCUUGUUCUUUCGGGCUCUUGAGGAGGAGGCUAGUCAAGUACUUUGGUGCCUUUCGGAGUAUGAAAGGCUCUCGGGGCAGGUUAUAAAUUUUCAUAAAUCCAGUGUAUGCUUCAGCUUGAACACACCAGAGGCCGUUCGAAGAUGGAUUUCGAGCUUCUUUAAAGUUACAGAAGCCGAAGACUUUGGCAAGUAUCUGGGCUUACCCUCUUUCUUGGGUAGAAACAAAAGAGCAGUUUUCUCUUAUAUCGCAGACCGGAUACGUCAACGUGUGACAUCAUGGAAUAAAAAGCUACUUUCAAAAGGAGGUAAAGAAAUUUUACUUAAAUCG
This is a messenger RNA of Cuscuta campestris, 2795 nucleotides long. The record is from the annotation of a GenBank genome assembly. Lineage: Eukaryota; Viridiplantae; Streptophyta; Magnoliopsida; Solanales; Convolvulaceae.